AUGAAAUGUAAAUAUUGGUUGAACGAAAGUUCCCUUGAGGUGGAAAAGGCAGUCAGUCGAUUAAGAUACCACCCUCAACGUCCAGGCUCAGAUAAAACCUCAGCUUGGACUGCGUUCUCUACACUUCUUCACAACUUGUCUUCCUUGAAAGAAUUACUCAUGGAUGAGAGUUUCUCAUGUAGUCAUGAUUACUACGACUAUAACUUAUCUCAACUGAAAAAAGCUCCGAGACUACCUCGAUAUCCCAUAUUGACCAAUCUGAAAUCGCUCUCAAUCUCAAUCGAUUGUCCUGCCUGUUCGAUCAUUAUUCCUCAUAUGAUACUUCCAGCGGCCAAACAACUCGAACAUCUCAAAGUUAGACUAGUAGCUCCUGGAGAAUAUACCAGUGAUACGGUCGAGUAUAGCCCCUCCGAGAGCUUUAAGAAGAUCAUUGAUACCUGGUGUAAAGAUGACGAAAGUGGCAGUAGACGAAAUCAAUUGAAGACUUUAUAUCUGAAAUAUCCUCCGUUGCGCAGUGAUAGGAUUAAAUCUGGUUGGACUGGUACCAUCAAGGAAGCGUUGAAUUCUUUGCCUCAUUUGGAAGAUUUCAGGACAACGCAGUACUAUAAGAAUGAAGACAUGCUCGCUGCUGGUAUAACCGUGAAAGGUCGUAAGAACCGAAAAGGUGAAUGGAAUUUCAAAGUCAAAAAGCAAGUAGUAGAAGCUGGUCAAGAUGGAUAUCAAUCUUUUGAAGACGUCAUGAAGGAGAUUUGUCCUGAAUCCAGUCACACCCAUCUGAAAUAUUUCGAUCCAAUUAUCCUCAUCGAGCUAGACUACAGAAGACUUAUGAACAAGGAAGCCACCCUCACGCAGACACGUCGAUCGUGGCUGAAAGGACGACCCGAUAAUGAUCCAAUUGCCAUCAAAGAAGAUAAAGCCGAACAGAAAGAGUACGAAGUCAACUUUCAACAUGCUGCCGCUGCUAUUGCGACAACUUUGUUAAAGUAUUCCCCUACAUUGGAAGGUGGGGCAUUAUGGGAAAGAGGAUCAGAGACCAAUGAACUUGAUUGGUUACAAUGGAAUUGGACUAGAUCAGGAGAUGAAAUUGUCAUAGAGAAUAGUCCAUGA
This is a messenger RNA of Kwoniella mangroviensis CBS 8507, 1107 nucleotides long. RefSeq lists its product as uncharacterized. Lineage: Eukaryota; Fungi; Basidiomycota; Tremellomycetes; Tremellales; Cryptococcaceae. The transcript has 3 exons. Bases 1 to 1107 code for a protein of 368 amino acids. The record is from RefSeq and is a predicted model, not a curated record.